GUGGUUCCGUUUCUUCGAGGCGCGGUUGCGAGGAAAAAACACUUUUCUUCCAUUGGCGAUUACAAAGUUUUACGUUUGAUUCAUCGAUUGUUUUGCGGCUCAGUUUCCGUUGUGUAUCCUCUUCCGUUUGCAAUCCUCUUUGUUCACUGUUAAAGGGACGUGUGCGUGUGUGUGUGUGGGGUUCGAGUGCAUUGCAACGAAAAACGGGACAGAUUGCCCUUCCGUUGGUUUAGGAUUCGAUUUUCCUUCAUGAUUUUAGUUCGAUAGUGCAGAUUGUGCUUACCUUUCUACUGAUUAAUCAUCUUGCCACAAACACACUGAUUGGAGCUGCACACCAGCAACACUUUUCGCUUUCGUUCCACUAAAAUGGCUGUGAUCAUAGUGCACCGUGCCGAAGCUUCGUGAACUGCGUCCCAAAUCGCCCGCUAACAUCGUCGGGGGAGAACAACGACGAUGGUGCGCCGUGUGACCGUCAAUAAAACACUUCCGUUUAUCACCUUACAGCUCACCAAACGAACGUGACGAUCGUGGUAAUCUAUUAGCGUUAAAGUGCAAUGAUAAAUCUUUUACUACAAACUGGACGCCGCGUAUAGUUGCGUCACUCUGUUACGGUCCCGUAAAGCUUAACGAGGAGAGGAUCCACUCUCGGUGACAAGGAACCCGUGUCAAUUACUAGCACCUUUGAUGAGAGAAGCACGCUUGCGCCAGUAAAACGCAAGGUGCGUGCGAUUGUUGCGUUUAGUCAGAUAGUUUUACUAAUUACGGGCAACCAGGGCCACCCGGGGGCGGGGCAGCUGCAAACAUGGAUGUUCCUGCAGAGGAAUGGAUCGAGCGGGCGACCGAGAACAUGAAAAAGUUUCUCAACCGUGGCGGUGCGUGCCGCGGUGAUGAACCGCAAAUGCUGAUCGGUGCGCCACUGCAAAACACGCUCGGUUAUGCGCUCAAUCUGGCCAUGAAAGAUCCGAACACGUGGACGGACGAGGAACUGCAGCUGGAGUACAUGGAGGAGCUGUGCUUCUACGAUGCCGAGUCCCGCAAGACGAUCGACAAGCUGACGCAGCAGAUGUACGGUCAGGGCAGCGUGGUGGCGAAGGAACCCUGCCACCUGACGAUCCUGCCGAUCGAACUAUACGCCGAGGGCAAGCUGUACGAGGUGGCACUGUUUCGGUAUCAAUUUGGGGAUCUGCAAUCGACCGAGCCCAAGUUCGUCGAUUCGUACGGCCGGGUUUACGAGAGCUUCCGCGAUUUUCUGCGCAACAACAAGUUCCCGUCGGCGGAAAUGAUGUACCCGUUGGAGGGCCGUUUGGUGGCCGGCGAGAAGAAAACCGCCCUGUACGGUAUCUGCCAAACGCCCGCCUGGAAAGCGUACUACUUGAAGGCCCUCGAUAUUGCGACGGGCAUUAUUGGUGUUGCCGGAGCCACGGGUGCGAUCUUUCUGUCGGGUGGACUCGCAACACCAUUCGUAGCGGCCAGCAUCGGAUCGGCACUGUACGCGACGGGCCGUUCGAUCGAUGUGCUGCGCGAUAAGAGCGCCCACCAGGAAUCGUUGAACCCAUUCCUUGACUCGGAAUCGCGCACGGCCUGGCUGAGCCUGACGGCGCACGUGCUCACGUUCGGUACGAUGCCACACAUUUCCGCCCUGUCGGGGGUCGCCUCCACCAGCCACAGUAUUGCGACCGGAUUCAAGGUGUGCAACUUUAUCAACGAAACCGGCAACAUUAUCAGCGAUCUCGUGAUCUGCGAUACGCUGUCGGCGAUGCAUUCCAACUUUUACAACGCAUCGAUCGAAACGCGGUUGGCGCACGCCGCCUCCAUCUGCUUCUGGACGAAAACGAUCAUCAGCAUACGGCAGGCGGAGCUGAUGAUGAAGAACAACGCGAUCGUGGCGCUGAAACUGUUCGGCUUCGAAGACCACUUCAGCGAGUACUUUAACAAUGAUUCGCGCGCGAUCGAUAUCGGUCUGCGAAUCGUGAAACAUUCGCUCGCGAACAACGAGCUGAUCGCGUCCGACCCCGACGAUCCCGGUGCGAUACGGAUCGAUGGGUUGCGGUUCACCAUCCGGUCGCUGUUGGCACUCGAUCCGCCGGAAGUGGAGCGGUUGUUCGACUUUCUCCACGGGCUGUGUACGCCGGCCGACCGCCAGCUGUUCGAGGAGGUUCGCGAUCUGGUCAUCGACGGCGAGAACGGUGCGGAUGGGCGGCUAGCUGCGCUGGUACGCCUGUUGGAUGACGAAGCCGAGCGGGAAGGCCUCUCGGCCGCUACGCUCAUGCAGAUGCUGCUCCAAACAUACUCCUUCGUGAGGGAAUGUGAAAAAUCGUUGAACAACAAGUCCCCCGCGGCGGCCACCACGUUCAAACUAUCCCCAACCGAAGGGCUUUGUGUGGGGCGCGGCCUCUGGAUGGGCGUUACGGUGGCGUACAUGGUGUUUGCGUUGAAACGACCCUUUCCGCCCAGCAGCGAUCGGACGGCGGAAGCAGCGGAUGAUGAUUUCGGUAUUUCCGAGUGCGACCGACAGCGUGAUCGCUUGGUGCGCGUCGUACUCGAUCUGUCCGCCAACCAGUGCACGCAACUAACGAAAGCCAUUCGCUGCAAUCCGGACAUUCUGUCUAUGCUUAAACAAGGCGCAGCUGAACGCAGCGGAGCAGAAUCGGACGAUCCGGGGGAUGCAACCGGUACGCAACAACUUCUGUUCGAUCGGCUAAAGCAGGAAAUUUUAGCGGCUUGUGAAGGAAAGUGAUCCGAAAGCAGUACGUGAUCAAGUGAUGAGCAAGAAACAACCAAAUAAGAUACAGAUUAACAAACAAACACACACAUAUCAUGAGUGAAAAUUAUUAGUGAAAGUUGUUAAAGGUAAAGGCUAAGCAGAGAUUUUCUAAACAUCGUUAGAAUUGAGUGAUCAACAAAGAGAGAGAGAGAGGGUAUAGGCAAAUCUAAAUCAAUCAUGUCCGCUUUUGUAGACCGUAAAAAGUAGAACCAGAGGAUGGUCGGUAGUGCAGAAAUGGAUCAACUACAAAACAUUAGCAAUAACAACCACGCAGAACUGCGACCCUAUGAACCGUAACUAAAACAUAUCAUCUUUACUAGCCUCCAGUAGAGCGAGCAGUAGAAACAUACAUAUACAUUCGAGUUUAAAAAUAACGACAAACCGAGACCAUACAUUAUACUUAACCCGCUGUUGUGCUACGAAGCUUACUAGGAACUCUACUAUUGUGACCGAACACGCACACCGAUACAUGGCACACAACACACAACCAACCCUUAAUCGAAACACGGUGCUUCCGUCGACCUUUCUAGUCUUUUCUGGGCUCUUCACAGAAGUACCUUUUACUCCAUUUACGUUUUUGUGGCCCUUUGGA
Molecule: messenger RNA, 3356 nt
Organism: Anopheles cruzii
Lineage: Eukaryota; Metazoa; Arthropoda; Insecta; Diptera; Culicidae
Exons: 3
Coding region: 803-2737 (644 amino acids)
Source: RefSeq, a predicted model, not a curated record